Molecule: messenger RNA, 1945 nt
Organism: Triticum urartu
Lineage: Eukaryota; Viridiplantae; Streptophyta; Magnoliopsida; Poales; Poaceae
Source: RefSeq, a predicted model, not a curated record
GUAGCUGUGUUCCAGGGAGGCUGGGUGCGUGCUUCCGCUGGCUGGCUGACUUCUUCUUGGGGACGAGCUAGAGGCGAGGCGACCCGAUCUCCGGCCAUGCGCAACGGUGAGGGGACCGGCGGCGGAACAGCGGGGGACAUCGUGGAGGCCGGCGACGAGAGAGACCACGGGCCGCGGUUCGUGGAGCCCGUGUCCGCGUCGCACGGGUUGCAGGCGCCGCGCGAUGGCAGCGACGACGACGAUGACUCCUUGGUCGAGAUCACCCUCGACCUUAGGGACGAUGACUCGAUUGUGGUGGUGAAACAGGAGACGCUGGCCAAGCGCCCGCCCUCGUACGGCCACGGCGUGCUCCGGGACGCCUCGGCGCGGGUCGAGCAGGCGCCGCAGGAGCUCCGGCGGCUCACGGCCUCAAGCAAGCAGGGACAGGGAGGCGCCCCGAGCUGCGUCGGUAGGUCCAUGACCGCCACCGCGCACUUGCUCAAGUUCCUCAGCCGGGUUGACGCCUCCGCCGGUUGGGCCGCCGUUGAGAGGCGCUUCGACGAAGAAGCCAAGGAUGGCCUCCUCCACCGGUCCAAGUUCGCCAAGUGCAUCGGGACGAAGGAGCUCGCGUUCGCCGGCGAGCUGUUCGACGCACUGGCAAGGCGUCAGCACAUCUCCGGAGAGAGCAUCAGCAAGCCAGAGCUGCUCGAGUUUUGGGACCAAAUUUCCGACCGCAGCUUCGAUGGCCGCCUGCAAAUCUUCAUGGAUAUGACUGAGAAGGACGGUGACGGGAGAGUCCUCGAGGAGGACAUCAAAGAGAUGAUCAUGCUGAGCGCGAAUGCAAACAACCUAACGAUGGACACACAACAGUCCCAAAAGUACGCCCGGCUCAUGAUGGAGGAACUGGACCCUGACGACCUCGGCUACAUCCAGCUGUACGCGUGCGAGCGAAUGGCGCGGCCGCUGCGGGGCAGCGCGCGGUCAGUGGCCAUACUGGAGGUGGCCGUGUUCCCGGAUCCUGCGAGCGCGAUGUCGAUGCGCUUCUCCAAGCCGCAGGGGUUCAGUUACAAGAGCGGACAGUACAUCUUCCUCAAAUGUCCUGCCGUCUCACGAUCCCAGUGGCACCCGUUCUACAUCACGUCGGCGCCACGGGACGAGCACGUCAGCGUCCACAUCAGGGCGGUCGGUGACUGGGCCAAGGAACUCCACAACGUCUUCCUAAAGGUUUGCCCGACGCCAACAAAGGAGAAGAGCGAGAUGAUCCGGGUGGAGUAUGACCUUGACAGCUCAUCGAAUCCGAGCUUUCCGAAGGUGGUGAUCGACGAGCCAUAUAGUGCGCCGACGCAGGACUACAAGAAGUAUGACACCGUCCUACUAGUGGGGACCGGCGUUGGUGCCGCACCCAUGAUCUCCCUCGUCAAGGACAUCGUCAACAACAUGAAGCAACCCAACUGCAGGGAUGGCGAAUCUAGGACCACUCAAACUUGUCGUGCCUACUUCUACUGGAUCACCCGGGAGCAAGGCUCCUUUGAGUGGUUCCGUGGAUUCAUGGACGAGAUGGUGGAGACAGGGGAUGAGGGUGUCAUCGAGCUUCAUAACUACUGUAGCAGCAUCUACGAGGAGGGCGACACCCGGUCCGCGCUCAUCUCCUUGCUCCAGUCCCUUAACCACGCCAAGCACGACAUCGACAUGGUCUCUGGUGCUCGCGUCAAGACCCACUUCGGCCGACCAAACUGGCGGGAUGUCUAUGAGCGUAUCGCCCUCAGGCACCGUGAACAACGCGUUGGAGUAUUCUACUGUGGCACGCCGGUGCUGACAAAAGAGCUGAGCGAGCUUGCCCAUAAUUUCUCGAGAAAGACAAGCACAAAGUUUGAGUUUUAUAAUGCGAACUUCUAGUUAUGCAGAUAACUCAGCCACAAGAAGUUUCUCUUUUUUGUGUGGGAAAGUGGAAGCAUGUUAUUUUUAU